AUGGCUUACCUUAGUCCCCAGAACAGGGAACAUAGCGGAUUUAGACAUAUCUUUGUCUACGGGGGCAUCGUCGAUAAUACUGUUCCCCUGAAUGUGUAUGUAAAAAGUCGUUCACGACGGUAUCCAGUAGAAACCAGUAUUACUCACACUGAGAGGGAUGAGACUGCGUUUUUCGAAUACGAAUGGUUGAGCUCGUCCAAUACGUACAAGAUCACCGUUAUGCAGCUCGACCUCUCCGUGGACGUAAUGUCCGUUUACAGUCGUCCGGCCAGCUAG
This is a messenger RNA of Haemonchus placei, 276 nucleotides long. NCBI's taxonomy places the organism in Eukaryota, Metazoa, Nematoda, Chromadorea, Rhabditida, Trichostrongylidae. The record is from the annotation of a GenBank genome assembly.